Molecule: messenger RNA, 2211 nt
Organism: Polyodon spathula (Mississippi paddlefish)
Lineage: Eukaryota; Metazoa; Chordata; Actinopteri; Acipenseriformes; Polyodontidae
Product: tubulin polymerization-promoting protein family member 3-like
Exons: 5
Coding region: 185-718 (177 amino acids)
Biological process (GO): microtubule polymerization; positive regulation of protein polymerization; microtubule bundle formation
Cellular component (GO): microtubule
Molecular function (GO): tubulin binding
Source: RefSeq, a predicted model, not a curated record
CCUUUAAAGCAGCAUUUCAGUAUAGAGGGAGCCAGGCAGGCACUGCAGGACUAGGACGGCUUGAGCAAGGAAGCGGAGGGACUUUGCAGAGCCCAGUAUCCCCAAUUGAUAUGGUCUCACUUUCUCUGCUGCAGCUCGGGUCCCCUGAGGUACAGCAGUGUCAGCAUCCUCAGCGGUGUUAAAGAUGGCUGAAAGCACAGACAUGUCGCUCCUUCAGGAGGCCUUCAGGAAGUUUUCCAUCCAUGGAGACACCAAGGCCACUGGCAAGGAACUGAACGGCAAGAACUGGGCCAAGCUGUGCAAGGACUGUAAAAUCAUUGACGGCAAAUCUGUCACCAGCACCGACGUAGAUAUCGUCUUCUCCAAAGUGAAAGCUAAGACUGCCCGCGUGAUCACCUUCGAGGAGUUCAAGAAGGCUCUGGUGGAGCUGGGACCAAAGAGGUUCAAAGGGAAGAGCGAAGAGGAGGCUGUGAGCUCCAUAUACAAGCUGAUUGAAGGCAAGGAGCCUGCCAACGUGGGGGUCACGAAAAUCACAAAGAAGGGUGGAGUGGACAGGCUGACGGACGCGUCCAAAUACACAGGAUCACACAAGGAGCGGUUUGACAAGAGCGGCAAAGGAAAAGGCAAAGGGGGCCGAGAGGACCUGGUUGAAAACACUGGAUAUGUGAGCUCAUACAAGAACGCCGGCACUUACGAUGAAAAACUGCAGGAAAAAUAGCCUGGGGCCCUCAUCAUCCAGCCACUGCCAUUUGUGUCAAAAUCUGCAGUAACACUUAUUAACAGAUGCAUUAUUAUUAUUAUUAUUAUUAUUAUUAUUAUUAUUAUUAUUAUUAUAACUUCAGAUAAUCUGUUAUAGAGGAAGGGACAGGUUUACUGAGCUUCUGCUCCUGUGCAAUCUUUUAUCCUAGAUUAAAUCAAUGUUUAUGGCACCACCAUAUCUAUGCUUUAUAAUGGAUAUGGCACUGCCAUAAUUUUGAUUUAAUUCAGGCCUAUGACAUGGAUGGGCAAUUUAUCAACCAGCUCUUUGUGCCAACCAUGUUCUUAAUUGUUUAAUUCAAGGGUGUCCAAUCACAGUCCUGGAGGGCCAUUCCACUCCAGGUUUAACAGGUAACAUGAGAUCAUUAGCUGCGUCAGGGUCUGGAUGGAAUGGAUGCAAUUUAGAAUAGGGGUGGAACAAAGACCAGGAGUGGAAGAGCCAACUCUGGACACCCCUGGUUUGAUUGAACCAAUUAAACCCCCAUCCAGGACCUCAAGCUGUUUAUUAUAAGAACGGCCCAUUCGAGACUGAAGUUGUUCAUUUUUAAAUAAAUGAACACUAUUAGGAAACCAGCCAUUUGCAUGUAAAACCCUUCCAUUGAACGCUGUGUGUGUCACCACAAGCUCAGUAAACCUGGCUGGAAUACGUCUUAAAGGGUUUAAGAUGAUUUCUUUGUUUUGUUUUUCCGAGAUGCACAGAACUCCUCGGUGCCUCUCAAUGUAACGUUCUUACCAAACCUUAAAUGGUUUUCAGCUUUGCGGUAUAUUUCUGUUGCCAGCCAGUCGAUAGUACAGUAAUUGGAACUAGCACGAUAAUGAGGAGCUCUGUUUUGCGUUUAAGCACUCUCUUUUUGACUCUCAUAUCUGCUUUAAAACGCUGACAGACUGGGAGGAGGGGGGCGUCUGGCAAGUCAGUACAUCACAAUCAAGAAAUUAGAAUUUGGCUUUGAUCAUAAAUGAAUGAAGAAAUCAUGUUGCAUCAAAUUCUAGAGCUGAACAUUUGAAGUAAAACCAUGAAAUGAGAGAAAUUAGAGAACUAUCACCCUACAGCAGCUUCAAUGAUUGCUGGAUAACUGGUUAAUCACUAAAGGUCUGACUGGGGGGCACUCAUUCUUCUUUAUCUCAGAAUGGGAUGUCCAGGUGCUACAACUGUUGCCUGUUUUUGUUUAUUUUGACAUUUUAAAAGUGAUAAAACCGUUGCCACAAGGAUUGCAGCACAUGUCAUAGAAAAAGACAUAUUUACUGUACAUACACAAAGAGUAGAUGGCAAACGUAGUUGUGAUUGAAAUGGAGUUUGCGUUAUCCUUCCAAACAUACCAUAAACAAGAUUGGAGUGGAAAGGAGUGGCUUUCAACCUGAAUCCAGGAGACAAUGAAACCGUUUGAGGCAACUUUGCUGUAUCAAACUUGACGUCCCUCCUGGUGUGCCGUGCAGUGGCCUGAAACCUAGUCUCCU